Messenger RNA from Limanda limanda (common dab), 2037 nucleotides. RefSeq names its product collagen, type IX, alpha 3 (gene col9a3). Bases 1 to 2037 code for a protein of 678 amino acids. The transcript is spliced from 32 exons. Lineage: Eukaryota; Metazoa; Chordata; Actinopteri; Pleuronectiformes; Pleuronectidae. The record is from RefSeq and is a predicted model, not a curated record.
AUGGCGGUGUUCUCUGCUCUGUGGGUGCUCCUGCUGUGCCAGCUUCUGACUUCAUCCUCAGCCCAGAGGCCGGGCCCCAGAGGAUCUCCAGGGCCAUCAGGACCCUUUGGACCACCAGGAAAGGAUGGCACUGAUGGGAAAGACGGACCCGCUGGACUGCCAGGGAAAGCUGGUCCUAAAGGGAAAGCAGGAAUACCGGGCUCUCUGGGGAAACCAGGCCUGCCAGGACUUCCAGGAGUUGAUGGUUUGACGGGUCCUGAUGGUCCUGCUGGGAAGGAUGGGCCCCCGGGGGAAGCAGGUGACUCUGGACCUUCGGGGCCAGCUGGACCUCCUGGCAGAGGGAGAACAGGAGCUGCAGGAUUACCUGGAACCAACGGGUUGCCGGGCGGAGUCGGACCCCAGGGUUCAGCCGGAGCUGAGGGUCUUUCAGGACUUCCCGGACCUGCUGGCUCUGAUGGACCCCCAGGUCUUCCUGGUACUCUUCAUGACCUCAGCGGUGACCUUCUGUGUCCUGCAAUCUGCCCCUCUGGUCCCUCUGGGCCUCCUGGGAUGCCGGGAUUCAAGGGUCACACAGGACAUAAAGGAAUCAAAGGAGAGGUUGGAAAAGAUGGAGAGAAGGGCGACUCUGGUCCACCUGGUCCACCGGGUAUUCCUGGCACUGUGGGUCUGCAGGGCCCACGUGGUUUGAGAGGUUUACAGGGACCAAUGGGAGCUGUAGGAGACAGAGGUUUUCCUGGUUUCAGAGGCAAAUCUGGCAUCGCCGGCAUCAUCGGAAAGACAGGUGAUGCUGGAGAAAAGGGACCACAGGGAUUCAGGGGACCCAAAGGAGAAAUUGGUAAAAUUGGUCCCAAAGGAGGCCCAGGGGGAUCAGGACCCAAAGGGGAUCCUGGUAUUCCUGGCAGAGAUGGCAAAGAUGGUACGCCGGGAUUAGAUGGCGAGAAGGGUGAUGCCGGACGCCACGGAAUCGUCGGAGAGAAAGGACCAAACGGCCUUCCUGGUCUACAAGGAAAGGCUGGUACAAAGGGAUCUACAGGAGAAGUUGGUGAUGUGGGGACGACUGGGGAGACAGGGCCCUCUGGAGAGCCAGGUAUUCCUGGUGACAUUGGUGUCCCAGGAGAGAGAGGGAUAGCAGGACCCAGAGGAGUGACUGGAGGAAUUGGACCAGUGGGCAACACUGGACCUCAGGGAGGCAAAGGCUUUCAGGGGGUGGCAGGAGGAUUGGGGGAUUCAGGUCUCCCAGGCCCGACAGGAAUCCGUGGAGAGUUCGGUGAAAGGGGUCCGACCGGAGCUUCAGGAGCCAAAGGAGACAUGGGCAUCGGAGGAAGUGACGGUUUACCAGGAGAGAACGGAGAACCUGGUCCCUUUGGACCAGUGGGACAAAAAGGAGAGUCUGGAAAACGUGGUGAGCUGGGACCGAAGGGCGUGACGGGUCCUCAGGGAGAGCUCGGUUCCAGAGGGCCUCCAGGAAAACAAGGGAUCAUGGGUUUCCAGGGAGAACAGGGUCUGCCCGGGAUCUCAGGAAAGACAGGUGUACCUGGUAAACUGGCGAGCGAGCAGCAGAUCAGAGAGCUGUGUGGCUCCAUGAUUGAUGAUCAGAUAGCCCAGCUGGCCGCUAACCUGCGAAGACCCCUGGCCCCUGGCAUGGUGGGCCGCCCGGGCCCUGCUGGGCCUUCAGGAACCCCAGGAGUAUCUGGGUCUACUGGGCAUCCAGGCACUCGUGGACCACCAGGGUACCGAGGUCUGCCAGGAGAGCUGGGAGACCCUGGGACCAGAGGUGAUGUUGGUGAACAAGGUGACAAGGGACCCGUUGGUAAAGCCAUUGAUGGGCCAACUGGAGACCAAGGAUACCAAGGUCUUCCUGGAGUUCCUGGAAUCGUCAAAGAUGGUCGCGAUGGAUCUGUAGGAGAUCCAGGUGAGCCUGGAGAGUCAGGCAGGGUAGGUAGGACUGGGCACCAGGGACCUCCUGGUAUCUGUGAUACAACGGCCUGCCAGGGAGCAGCAGCCGCUGGGAAAUCCUCCAACCCCAAAAACCAUUAA